This is a messenger RNA of Caenorhabditis remanei, 1353 nucleotides long. RefSeq lists its product as uncharacterized. The coding region runs from base 1 to 1353 and encodes 450 amino acids. The record is from RefSeq and is a predicted model, not a curated record. Lineage: Eukaryota; Metazoa; Nematoda; Chromadorea; Rhabditida; Rhabditidae. The transcript has 7 exons. Gene Ontology annotation, molecular function: oxidoreductase activity.
AUGCAAGAUGUGGUUAUUUUCAAAACGAUUGGAGAUACAUGUUUCGAGUUUUUCAUUGACUAUGACAGAAACCGAUAUUUACCAAGUCCUUGCCAUUUAUUAGGCGUAAACAAAGAAACUCGUACUCCUGAAUGGAAAGAAGGAACACUUUUCAUUCCAAAACCACAAGAUCGUGGACAAUCUUGUGUAACAUUUGAAGGGGAGCCAGGAUCUGCUCUCAUGGAUGACAAUGGAAUGCUCUACGGAUUUAUUUCAGUGAAAAGAAGGAACGAAAUCACGCUAACCAGUUACUACAAUAUGUGUUUACCACCAGAGGAUGAUGAAAUGGUUCUUUGCUGUCUCUGCACCCUUUUCACAUGGGUAUUUUAUUUCCUUGCAGUAGUCGUUGUCUGGAAUAUUGUUAGGUACACUUUGGAAUUGAUACCUGAAGGAGGAUCAGUUCAUGACCGUGCGGUUUUCAUCACUGGAUGUGAUACGGGAUUCGGAAGAGAGCUUGCGAAGAAAUGUGCCAAGAAUGGAUUCAUGGUUUUUGCAGGAUGCUUGACCACUGAGGCAGCUAAAAGUUUAGAAGCAGAAGUUGCGAAUCCACGUCUACGCACAAUUCCACUUGACGUUAGUAAAGAUGAAUCAGUAGAGAAGGCGGCAGAAUAUGUCAAGAACAACUUGGGAAAUCACAAACUCUGGGGAGUCGUCAACAAUGCUGGAAUCUUUUCUUGUUACGGACCAGAUGACUGGUGCAGAAUGAAUGAUUAUCAACUGGCACUCAACGUGAACUGCCUUGGAGUCAUUCGUGUCACUCAGGCAUUCAAGAAACUUGUGAAAGCAGCAAAAGGAAGAAUUGUGACAGUGACAUCUGUGAAUGGAAGACUCUCCACCCCAGCUGCUGGUCCCUACGUGGUCUCGAAGUUUGGCGCGGCUGCUUACAUGGAUUGUAUCAGACAAGAACUUUACAACUUCGACGUGAAAGUGAGUAUUGUGGAACCAGGAAUCUUCCGAACCCCUCUUCUUGAUGAGCAAGCGAUGCUCAAAAGAGUGGACCACGUGUGGACUCAAAUUGAUGAUGAAACUAGAGCAGAGUAUGGAGAGAACUUCAAAAAUUAUUUUGCCAAAAUGUGGAACAAGACAUACAUCUCCAUGAGCACCACCAAGAUUCACUAUGUCGUUGACAAUUACUAUCACGCGUUGACUGCCAAGUAUCCACGUCAUCGUUAUUACUGUGGAUGGGACGCUAUCUUUGUAUACGUUCCUUUAUCACUUCUUCCAACUUGGUGGGCUGAUUUCAUCAUCAGAAAUCUCGGAAAACAAGAAGUUGUUCCUGCUUGUUUGGAGGAAAAGAUGAAGAAAACAAAGUAA